GCCGAAAGGUGUUCUUCCUAGGAAGACGCGUCGGAUGGGGGACGCGUCAAAGACGGGUGGAUUUUUCACACCUCAUCCUUCCGACCUCAACGCCCCCCUCCCCGCCGCUCACUGCACCUCUUAACAGCGCCGAUUGGGAGCGAGGAUAGUCCCAGCCAUGUCCAAAGCACCAGCAGGCGCCCCGCCCCCGCUCCCCACCCGCUCGUUCUCACCCACCAAGGCCAAACCCUCCAGCGCGAAAAGCCCGUCCAAACACGACAAAGACUCGACCGGCAAGGAGUUUACGGACAUCGUUGAUGGGUUGAAGAGUAUCUACAAGAACAAGAUCAGACCGCUGGAGCAGGCAUACAGCUUUGAGCAGUUCCAUUCGCCGUACCUCACCGAUGCAGACAUCGAAGCCAAGCCGAUCGUUCUUCUCAUCGGCGGAUACAGUACAGGCAAAUCGACGUUUGUGAAGCAUAUACUGGAUAAGGAGUAUCCGGGCCUGCAUAUUGGGCCGGAGCCGACGACGGAUCGCUUUGUAGCUGUGAUGGGCGGUGCCGAGGAGCGGAUUAUCCCGGGGAAUGCGGCGGCUGUGAGCGCGGAGAUGCCGUGGACGUCAAUACAACGGUUUGGGUCGCAAUUCCUGCAGAAGUUCCAGGUCUCGUUCGUCAACUCGCCCGUGCUCGAGAACCUCAUCGUCGUCGACACCCCCGGGAUUCUCUCCGGCGAGAAGCAGCGCAUCGGGCGCUCGUACGACUUCACCGGCGUCGUGGAGUGGUUCGCCGGGCGGGCGGACCUCAUCCUCCUCCUCUUUGACGCGCACAAGCUGGACAUCUCGGACGAGUUCAAGAAUGCGAUCAUGGCGCUGAAGGGGAACGAUGAAAAGAUCCGGGUUGUGCUGAACAAGGCGGAUAUGGUGACGGGGCAGCAGCUGAUGCGGGUGUAUGGCGCGCUGAUGUGGAGCUUGGGGAAGGUGCUGCAGACGCCGGAGGUGAUGCGGGUGUACAUUGGGAGUUUCUGGGACCAGCCGCUGCAGCAUUCCGACAGCGCGGCCCUGUUGACCGCCGAGCAACAGGAUCUGCUCAAAGAUCUCCGCCUGCUGCCCAAGAACGCGAUCGUGCGCAAGAUCAACGAGAUUGUCAAACGCACCCGCAUGGCCCGCGUGCACGCCCUCAUCAUCGCCCACCUGCGCAAAGAGAUGCCCUCGGUGUUCGGCCGCAAAGACAAGCAGGACGAGCUGCUGUCCAACCUCCCCGGCGAAUUCACAAAGCUCGAGCGCAUGCACGGGCUCACGCCGGGCGAUUUCCCGGACCCGGACCGGUUCCGCGAGACGCUGCAGAUGUUCAAGCUGGAAAAGUUCCCCAAGUUGGAUCGGAAGAUGAUGCAGACCGUGGAAGACGCCCUCGCGAACGAUUUCCCCAAAUUGAUGGCCGAGUACCCCUCGGCGCAACCCACCAUCGCCGCGCUGGAACGCAACCCGUUCGAAAACCCCGGCGAGAGUACGUCCGGCCAGGUGGACGAGAUCUGGCGGUACGAUAUGAUUGAUCGCCGGCCGUAUGUGGAGCAGUUCAAGGGGAUUGUGGGGAUCGACGGGAAGGCAUCGGGCGCGACGUGUAAGCCGAUGUUGGAAGGGACGGGCGUGGACAAGGCGGCUUUGGCAAAGAUUUGGAGGUUGGCGGAUUGGACGAAAGAUGGAUAUCUCGAUCUAGAUGAAUUCAUCGUCGCCAUGCACCUCUGCAACGUACUCAAGAAGCAAUGGGCUGCCGAGCUUCCCGACAUCCUGCCGCCAACACUCAUCCCAACUAGAAAGAUUUGAUCGUCCAAGCUGACAUGGGCGUCGCGCCCCAUCUUUGUGUAGAACUGCGAGACCUUCUUUGUAUCUAAUCUUUAUGCACUCGAUGAAGAACAAGGGGGAAGGAAGCAGGAAAUAAAUACGAUGUAUGAAAAAUAAAAUACGAAGAUUGUCAGCGAUAGCGAGGGAGGGCGGGGGGGAAAUAAAAACAGGUCUACCAAAACGCCGCUUCACACUACGCC
Fimicolochytrium jonesii is the source of this 2016-nucleotide messenger RNA. Its product is annotated as P-loop containing nucleoside triphosphate hydrolase protein. The record is from RefSeq and is a predicted model, not a curated record. The transcript has 7 exons. Gene Ontology annotation, biological process: endosomal transport; endocytosis. Gene Ontology annotation, molecular function: calcium ion binding; protein binding; GTP binding. Gene Ontology annotation, cellular component: plasma membrane; cytoplasm. The coding region runs from base 158 to 1798 and encodes 546 amino acids. NCBI's taxonomy places the organism in Eukaryota, Fungi, Chytridiomycota, Chytridiomycetes, Spizellomycetales, Powellomycetaceae.